AUGUCAAUUUUACCAAUUACUUCACCAAGGAAUUCGUUUAAUGAGGAUGUUUAUCCAUACAAGCGAAGAUCUAGUUAUUGGACAGCAUCUAUUCCUAUAUUUUUAAGACGUUUAUUUAGAUUUCCACAGAUGACAAAAAAUCAAUGGGCGAGAGAUGAUCCAGCAUUUGUUGUAAUUUUAUCAUUUCUAUUAGGAAUAUCAGCUAUUGCAUGGGGAAUUGUAUAUGGACAUGGAAUUGUUGGAAUCUUUAAAAUGAUAGCUUUCAUGGUUUUUGUAGAUUUUGUAAUUGUUGGAUUAUUUAUUUCAUCAGUUUGUUAUUUGCUAAUAGAUUUCUCACACAUAAACGAACAAUCCACGCUGUAG
Entrophospora sp. SA101 is the source of this 363-nucleotide messenger RNA. The record is from the annotation of a GenBank genome assembly. Lineage: Eukaryota; Fungi; Glomeromycota; Glomeromycetes; Entrophosporales; Entrophosporaceae.